GGGAGACAAUACAUAACUGUCACGUCAGGCGAUCACACCAGUGACCAUGUCUGUCCACGAUUCAUUAACUCUACAUAUUACUGCAGACAAGUUUUAUGUAGAACCAAAAGAUUCAAAAGAGAGUGAGAUACUAGUAAUUGACAGAGUUUCACAGGAAAUAAGUCUACAAGGAAAUGCUGAGAUACCUCCUGCUGUGACAAAGUCAAUAUGGGGAAUCUUUGGUAUCAUACGAUUAACAGCAGGACCCUAUCUUAUUGUGAUUACCAAGAAAGAGAAAGUUGGAGAGAUAUGUGGACAUGCAGUAUGGAAAGUUACAGAUACAGAAAUGCUUUCAUAUAAAAGAACUACUUUACAUCUUACAGAGAAACAGACCACAGACAAUAAGACAUAUGUCAACUUGGUAGAGCAUUGUUUAAAGACAGAAAGUUAUUAUUUCUCAACUACCUAUGAUCUCACACACAGUCUUCAAAGAUUGAGUAACACAAGUUCUGACUUUGUUAGUAUGCCGCUUCACGAGAGAGCAGAUUCUAGGUUUACAUGGAAUGGUCAUAUUCUCAAAGAAUUGACACAGCAACCAGAACUACACAGAUUCUGUUUACCUGUUUUACAUGGAUUUAUAUGUAUAACACCAUCGCUAAUAAACAACAAAUCAUUUGACCAUAUUUUGAUAUCCCGGAGAUGUGUUUUAAGAGUUGGUACUAGAUUCUGGGUUAGAGGAAUUGACACAGAAGGUCAAGUUGCCAAUUUUGUAGAAACAGAACAGAUACUGGAGUAUGAAAAAGUCAGAUGUUCAUAUGUGCAGACAAGAGGAUCAAUACCUAUAUUCUGGUCACAACGACCUAAUUUGAAGUACAAGCCAAAAAUAAAAAUCAAUGCUGCUAAUUAUCCAGAAGUAUUUCAAAGACAUUUUGACAACCAGGUAUAUAAUUAUGGAGAACAAGUGAUAGUUAAUUUGGUAAACCAGGCAGGAUCAGAGGGACUUUUAGAAAAAUCUUUUUCUCAAUUUAUAACAAAUUCUCAAAAUAAGAAAAUGAGAUAUGAAUAUUUUGAUUUUCACCAUGAAUGUGGAAACACAGGAUUACGUUGGGAUAGAUUAUCUAUAUUAAUGGAAAGAUUAGAGGAUGACAUUAGAAGACAAAAUUAUUUUAUGAUGCAAAAAGAUGGUACAGUGUUGUCACAACAAGUGGGGAUCUUUAGGACCAAUUGUAUUGAUUGUUUAGAUAGGACCAAUGUUGUUCAGAGUUUGAUUGCCAAAGUUGUUUUACAAAAUCAGUUAACAAAAUUAGGUAUACUGGAUCAAGGACAACAAAUUAAAGACUGUAAAACAUUUAACUACACCUACAACAAUGAUUGGGCAGAUAAUGCAGAUGUCAUGUCAAAACAAUAUGCAGGGACAGGUGCUCUGAAGACAGAUAUUACAAGACAAGGAAAAAGAACAAAAUAUGGGUUGUUAAUGGAUGGUUGGAAUUCGUUGAUAAGAUACUUCAAAAACAACUUCAGCGAUGGCUUUAGACAGGACUCCAUGGAUUUGUUUCUUGGAAAUUAUAUAGUAGAAGAGAAUGAAGGUGUUGUGAGACCAUCACCUUUACAGUCAGAGAGAGAUUGGAAAUUCUAUGCUAUUCCUGUUAUAUUUGUAAUAGCCACAGCCAUGUGUUUAAUUUGCAUACUAAUACCAGAUGAGAAUAUCAGCACCCAGUUGAUGUACAUUUUGUUUUGGGGAACAGCUAGUUUCUUGUCUUUGGCAGCCAUUUAUAUAUUUGGCUCUGAAUUUGUUGACACUCCAAAAUUAGUACACUCAAAAGACCUAUCUACUUCAAAUUUUUACGACGCCGUGAAAACAACCAAGACAUCAUGAUAAAGAUCGAAUCUUAGAAAAACUGAAUAUUUUGAUGGUGCAAUGUCGUAAAUUAUGUCAUUAGACUGUAGUUGUGUUUAUUUCUUUUUUGAGUUUUUCUGAAAUCUGUUAAAAUAUCUACCAAACAGAAAAGAAAAUUCACAAAAUACUGUAUGUCAGGAUUUUUUUUUGUGUGUCUAAUUUUUUGCCAUCUUCACAGUAGACAUUGUACUGUGAACUUUAUCCUACAACAACAUUUCACAAUGAAAAUAGAGGAUACUGAUUUAUAUAAGGAAACUUUUCAUUAUUCCGUAAUCAAGGUAUGGAAUAAUUUACCAUUCACAAUAUAAACAACUGGUUUGUUACAAACAUUUUCUUAGAAAUAUUAUGCAAGACGUUAUAAAAUCUAAUACUGUGGAUUCAUUAUUAUUCGUUGGAUACCAAUUUUCGUUGAUUUCAUGGGU
This is a messenger RNA of Mytilus californianus (California mussel), 2298 nucleotides long. RefSeq names its product phosphatidylinositol-3-phosphatase SAC1-like. Lineage: Eukaryota; Metazoa; Mollusca; Bivalvia; Mytilida; Mytilidae. Gene Ontology annotation, biological process: phosphatidylinositol dephosphorylation. The record is from RefSeq and is a predicted model, not a curated record. Gene Ontology annotation, cellular component: endoplasmic reticulum. The transcript is spliced from 17 exons. Gene Ontology annotation, molecular function: phosphatidylinositol-4-phosphate phosphatase activity. Bases 47 to 1855 code for a protein of 602 amino acids.